AUGGAUGAGGAGAGUGUGGAACGGUCGCAGACGAGGAAUAUUCAGACGUGCCUUUCGAUAGAAAAAGUAUACGAACUGACGCUAGACUUCUUGAGCACAGAUUGCUUCCGGAAAUCAGCGAUCGAGACCUGCGAUGACAUUGAGUACAAGAAGUUGAGACACUGUGCCGUUGACUUCUGGGUCGACCACUUGGAGGAAGGACUGGAAUUGUAUAGGAAUGAGACCAUUAGAUACGGUGCUUAUAGCUAUUUGAUUGAAGCUAAGGGAUGCCUCCAAAAGAGUCUGGAUGAGAUAGAAUCGGCACAUAAAUUGAAGUCAAUUCAAGAUGGUAACAAAUGUAUGGACACAUUAUCUAUGAAUAUUUGGCGCUUCUAUGAGUCCAAUACUCUUCAGUACAAACACUUCCAGACGAGGAUACGACACAAACAGCAAUUGUCUUACUCUGUGGGCAAAUAUCUGGACCUAAAUGGCUAUCGGUUUGACAAGAUCUUCAUCAGCGGGUCGACAGCCAACGGAUUGGCCACAAUUGACAGCGACAUCGACUUGUGUCUCCUGAUGACCCACUUCUGUAGCUUCGAGUUCAGGAAACACCAGAAGUUGUCGAUAUUGGGCGCCAUCGAGAAGAUAGUGAGACGAGAGCUGGACGUCGAGGACAGCGAAGUGAUCGACGCCAGGGUUCCGAUCCUCAGAUACAUCGACCCCAAGACCGACAUCCGGGUCGAGAUGAACGUCAAUAAUGAGAUCGGAAUCAGAAAUACAAGACUUCUUUACUGUUACUCUAAACUCGAUUGGAGGGUCGUUCCCAUCUGCAUAGCCAUCAAGCGUUGGGCGAAACACUAUCAGAUAAUCGACUCUUUUAGCGGUUCCCUCUCCAGCUAUUGUGUCCAACUAAUGGUCAUAUUUUAUCUGCAAAACACUGGACCACCGGUACUGCCAUGUCUUCAGCAGACGGACAAACACUUAUUCGAUGACAACGCGGACAUCAAUGACUACAAAGAACUGCCAGAUUUGGAUCAAUUGACGCCUUUUAAGACCCAUAACGAGAAGAGUUUGUCUCAACUGUUUGUCGAUUUCUUCCGGUUUUAUGUGUCUGUCUUUGACUUUGAGAAACACGUGGCGUCCGUACGAGUGGCCAAAACUCUGGACAAACAGGACUACACGAACUCAAUGUAUGCCAAUCAAUGGGAAUACAUUUGCGUUGAGGAACCGUUCAGUGGUGACAACACCGCCAGAACCCUAUAUGACGGCUCUGCCUAUGAUCUGGUUUUGACUAAAUUCAAGAAAAUAUAUGUGUUUCUCAUUUUAGACAACAGUCCCAAAGUGUCUCUUAUAGUGAAAGCUUACGGCUUUAACCAUAUCGUCAGUUACGGUGACAGACUUGUGUUUCCAUUAAUCCAAAUGAGAAAUUUAAGUCUAGUGUUGGUUAUUGAGUGCUUUUUGGUGUGUUUUCUGGUGUUGGAUAUCGACGAUGUGUUGGGACAGUCGGCUCCGGGCUUUGACAUGGCGUCAGUGUUGAGACAAAUGAUACCUCACGUGCCCGGAAAGAUCAUCGGUUUAAUACAAUUGAGUCUUUUGUCGCGAUUAUUGAGGAAUCGGAACCGCAAUCGCAUUACAGAUGCCGGCGCUAAUGGUAUAGACGACGACCGGGACGGACAGGUCGAUGAGAGCGACGAAAUGGGUAUGGAUAUCGGCAACAAGAAGAAUGUUAUGAAAUCGGAGAAGAAAAAGACUGAAAAGAAAAAGUCAGGAAAAAAGUCACAGAAGAAGACCGCAACUCCCAGUAGUUAUGAUGUCGGCGCUGAUGGUUAUGAUGAUGGCGAGGAAGGCCUUCCUUACCAGCCAAUGAUGGUUUACGCCAACACUAAUGCAAAGCCAACGCAAACCCGAUUCCCAUGGCUUCGGAAGAUCCUUCCAAUGAGUUCAGGAAAUGGAGACUCAGUUAAUGAGAAGAUUGUCUCCACUGAUAUCGACAGUGGUUUCGGUAAAGACUCGGAUCACAUAAUGGCGUCGCCCAACGGCUUCCCUAUCGGGGGCUCAAAGUUGAACGGAUUUAGCAGCAGAAGUGAUACCGAAGAGACAGAACACGAAGACCUCUCACUCGACGAUCUCUUAACUUAUGAACCGUCAGAGUCUGAGAUCAAUGAGCUCUUAGAACAUCCGGAAGUCUUGGAAUUAUUGACUCAAUUGAAUGAAACUCUUAAACAGGAAGAGGCCAUCAAAAGGCGAAAGAGAUCAGUGAAGGACCUGAAAGUGGAUAACAGUUUGAGUGCCGAUAAAUCACAGCAAAGCGAUCAUUUCAUUCCGAGCGCACCGGUCGCUGAUCUCAAUCCCUAUGAAAUGCAAAAAGAGUCGGAAUUAGAACCAGAGCCACAAGAAUCGGCCAAUUCUUACAAAUCUCGCAGUUAUUAUAAUUACUACAAACCUUUGUCCUCUAAAUCAAAGGCAAGUUUAAUGUCUCCGACUGUCAAUCAAAUGGCGGUGACUGACGAUAAUCAGUACAACUCAGGCACGAGCGGUGACUAUAACAGUAACACCGGCGCCGGUAUGGGCGACACAUAUUCUAUGGGCGACAUGACUGACAUGAGUGGUAUGUAUGGCGGAGGAGGAAUGGGCACUAGUUUGCCAGUCAUGGACCUGAGCUACUGGACUAAAGUGAUGAACAAACAGACCUACAGCGCCGGAAACAACUAUAAUAAACCCACAAACUCGUACUCAAACACAAACACUUACGCAACGACUACAGCACCGGAUGAUGACGAGGACGACGAGGAGGAUGAAGAGGAUGAGCCCAAGAAACAGCACACGACUGUCCAAAUCAUAAAUGCUGGCAAAAGUGCGGCCAAUAUGGGCAUCAGUACCGGUGGCGGGAGCGACGGGUGCUGUGAUGACGGCAGUCGCCGGGGUGUGAGGUCAUGGAUGCGAAAUUUGCCCGUGAACUGUCAGAGCGUGGAUGCCAUCAAACUUCAAGAAACAACUAUUCCUCAACUCUUACAAUCUGGCGGUGACUUAACACCGGCGGCGACCGGUAUGUCCAGCAUUGACGCCGUCCGCGGGUUCAUAGUCCGCAACCAGAACUGGAUGGUGCCGUUGAUAGCGUCGGCGCCCGCAAAGUUGGCUACUUUUAUGACUGUCAGGGCUUUGAGGCAACAGAAUGUGGCGGCCGAUCAGCAACAGCAACAGCAACUUGGUGACGCCGAAGAUGAUGAUGACGACGACUCCAAGUACUAUACAUAUCAGGAAAUAGACGAGGGAAAGGAGUUUGGAAAUUUCAAUAAAGGGUCGGCUAAUAGUCGAGUACUCGAGCGCCUAUUGCCUAACAGACAACGGGGCAGUCGAGAGAAAAUAGAUAUGGAAACCUCUGUUGCCAACAAAGACAUGGGGGCCUCCGAUAGAGCCGAUGGACAACUGAAAGGCGUCCGAAGAUUAUUGGGAAAGGGAGGCAAAAGGAGUUUUCCCCUUCGGGUGACUCUACCGAUCAAUUCGGCUCCACUUCACGGGAGGGUUAAUAUAGAGGAAGAGCCCAACAAUCUCACGGUUACCAUAAGACCACUCCAUGUGAACGACACGGGUUGGUACAACUGCGAGGCCUUUGACACGACAGCCCCCAUACAUAAGUCAAUAUACGUGACCAUUCAGGCCGAACACAUCGGCGACUGUCCAACCAAUACAUUCUUCUCGUGUGGGAAUCGACUCUGUAUUCCCAAGAGAUAUGUUUGCGACGGCUUUACCGACUGUCCUAAUGAUAGGGAUGAGAGUCCUGACCUCUGCGGAGUGAAUCCGUGCGAUAACAAGAUCUCCUGCGAAGACGGCCGAUGUAUAGCCAAACAGUUAUGUUGUUUAAGACAAUUAGACGCUAACUGUCCCAUCAAUAAUCUGGUGCCUUGUUGUGCCGACUACUUGGAACAGUUGGUCCGAAUCGACACAAUUGUUAACAUAAAACUUUCGACAAAACCCUCUGAAAGCGUUUUCUUAAGUUCUAAAUAG
Molecule: messenger RNA, 3984 nt
Organism: Oppiella nova
Lineage: Eukaryota; Metazoa; Arthropoda; Arachnida; Sarcoptiformes; Oppiidae
Source: the annotation of a GenBank genome assembly